UUGGGUACUCAUUAUGUUUUCAAAGUAUAGAUGACAAAAGGAUUACGUAAGAGAGCGCUUGAGAGACUUUUUGGUAGAUAUUCUGGAGGCGACGCACAUGGCUCUACGUUAAGUAUUUUUAUUUAUUUAUUAUAUCUGUACAUUUCUAUAAACUAUUAAUACGAGCCUAACAUUAUUUUUUCACAUUUCCUACGCAGGCCGCAUCGCUGCUACACAUGACGGGCCGCCACAGGACACAGGACGAGGAGAUGCUCCACAUGAUGCGGAGACACUCGUUGAUCCUGCUCAGCAUGCAGAGAUGCCGCCGUCGCCUCCUCAGGCUGCAGAUGUAUUGGAGGAGCGCCGAUAUGAGCCAUAUAGCGCAGCUGUAGAAGCUGCGCCACUACCGCCGGAUUCUAUUCCGGAUCAGCGAGCCCACGACCCGGCCAAGGUAAAGGAGGAUUGGGAUGCUUAUCAUGAUUUGCGACUUAUCGCACAGCAGAGGUAUGAACAAGCAAGGCGUAGAUGCCUCGAAUUGAAAGGUACCGAGCGACCUACUAGGCGCGGCCGCAGUAGUACCAAGCCACAGAACCUCGUCCCAGAUAUUCGUCGGAGGGCCGUGAUCCGAUGGCAGAACGGCGUGCCUGUCGGGCCAUUUGCUAACUCAUUCAACAAUUUCCUCGCCGCUUUAGCCAGGAGACAUGAUUUCUUCAACAUAUAUUUGACGUGGAAGUCGCAGCGGAUUGAUGCGCUGGUGGCUUGUUGGCGAUAUAUAUGUCGAUUUUUCUUUCUUGACGAUUACGCUUAUGCCUGGACUUACUGCUUCACGCAAAUCAAUCUAUCGUUCAAGAGGUGGCGGUCAGAGCUGAAGAAAAAAUAUUUUACUCAAAGAACAGAAGAUUGGGAGCGUUACUGGCAUCUUGACGAGCGCGUAGAUGGAGUAGAUUUUUUUGCACUUUGCGAUUAUUAGGACACGGCCGAAAUUCAGGUAUUAUUGAAGUAUAUAUUUUUGUUUAUUGUUUAAAAUUCUAUAUUAUAUCUGUUUAACAUUGUUUUGUAGGG
Messenger RNA from Asparagus officinalis (garden asparagus), 1041 nucleotides. RefSeq lists its product as uncharacterized. The record is from RefSeq and is a predicted model, not a curated record. Bases 299 to 949 code for a protein of 216 amino acids. The transcript has 4 exons. Lineage: Eukaryota; Viridiplantae; Streptophyta; Magnoliopsida; Asparagales; Asparagaceae.